This is a messenger RNA of Centruroides sculpturatus (bark scorpion), 1474 nucleotides long. RefSeq names its product ataxin-2-like. The transcript has 7 exons. Lineage: Eukaryota; Metazoa; Arthropoda; Arachnida; Scorpiones; Buthidae. Gene Ontology annotation, biological process: cytoplasmic stress granule assembly. The record is from RefSeq and is a predicted model, not a curated record. Bases 58 to 1056 code for a protein of 332 amino acids. Gene Ontology annotation, cellular component: cytoplasmic stress granule. Gene Ontology annotation, molecular function: RNA binding.
AUUUUCUUAUUCAUAAUUAUUUUUAUUUUAUUUUAGAAUGGAUGGGAUGUAAAUGAUAUGUUUAAAACAAAUGCUGAAAAAUAUGGAGUGGUUUCUUCUUAUGACAACAGUCUUCAGGGAUAUACUGUCAAACUUGAACAUAAAAAUACUGACGAAUAUAAGCAAAAAGAAGCUGAAGCUCUUAGAAUAGCUCAAGAAAUUCAGUCAAGUCCUUUGUACCAAGCACGUUUAUCUGCUGAAAAUGGAGAUGAAGAAGAUCAGUUUAGCGCUGUAGUAAGACCAGAUAAAAGAAAUCCAAAUGUUCAUUCAUUACCUCCAAGAAAAAAGAAUCCAUAUGUUGUGAAAGGAACUCGCAAUAAUAAUAACAACAACAAUAAUAACAAUAAUAAUAAUUCUUCACAUAAUGUGCAGAAUUCUUCAAAACAUCCUCAAGUAUCUUCCAGUUCUUCGCAGUAUGUUUCAUGUCCUGCAAUUGCAUCUCAUAAUCACGUUAAAACUUCAAAUACGGCAUUAACAAAUUCCGUAUCCACGUCGUCAAUUCCGCAGAGCGUAUCUACGACCUUCGUGUCUAAGUCGUCGUCUCACGUUUCUGUCCCGAGAAAAAAUCACCAAGUUAAAGUUGACAGUACUGCAAAAAAUAAUGAAGGAUCUGGAAAGAAAGAACAGAAACCAACUGUCUCCAAUUCUCAAGCAAACAUUAAUGUUAAUAAGGAAAGAACUACUGUGGAUACUCCUGUAAUUUCAGAAGCUUCGACUGUGUCUGAAAAUAGAAUUUCAGAAAAGCAAGAAGAAACAGAAAAAAAGGUUACCAAUCAAAAAGCACGAAACGAAAAGAAGACCGAAGAAUUGAAAAAGUUUCAUGCAACAUUUAAGUUGUCAGAAGAAAAUAAAGAGGAACGAAAAGAAAAGCCAGAGGUAUCAAAAGAAAAUACUAAUAAAGUACCGGCCAAUAACAUAAAAGAAGAUAAGGAGAAAUCUGAAACUGAAGUAGAGAAAAGAAGCAGCCCUCAUACAUACUCAAGCAGCCUCCUACUUUGUUGCGCAGUUCUACACUGAAUCCUCAUGCUGAAGCAUUUAUGCCGAGAGCAGUGCAGGUUCAAUCUCCUUUAACGUCUGUGCCAUCGUCGACACCACCAUUACCAACAAACAGAAUUCAGAAUCCAAUUGUUCCUCUUCAUCCACAAUUGAUGGCUGCAAUGGCCCCUCCAUUUUAUACUGCAAUGGCACCACAAUUUGUUAUGGCAGCUACUCCUGUAAAUAUUUCUUUGGCACCACCUUUUCAUCCUGUUUCACUAGAUAAAGGAUUAUCAAGUAGAAAAGGUAGAAGAAAUUAUUUUUUAAUGUUGUGUGUAAUGCAUAAAUGCAUAUAAAUACAGUAGAUCAGUAGAUCCAUGAUUUUAGUACUUAAUUCCUAUAAAAUCAUUGUUUAGCAAGCCAGACAUCAAGAAGAAAACUAAUUUUUUGCAGGCACAGU